GACACAUCGUUGACGUUUCUUUGGUUUUGAGCCUUUCGUCGUCUUGAUGUCAUUUUCGGAAGAAAAGAAACCUUUUUACAUAAUUUAAUGGCCUCCACUACUAUACUGUAAGACUAAAAGGGACCGCUAUUUUUACAAUUGCCAUAAUGCUACGACUUUAUCUACAAACUACUUGCCUGCAAGGAAGGUACUCACUUCAAAGUAACCUUCACAGGCAAAUAUUAUCAAAACUGAAAUGUAUGGGUAUUUACCAAAAUCAAUACUACCGGAGAUUUUCCAACGAUACUAAAGAAGAAGAGCAACUGGAACAAAUAUAUUACGGACCUCUGACGCCACAAAUUAAAGCAGUUAAAAUAUUCUCUCUGACAUCUAGUGUGGCUGGUCUAAUGGCGCAACCCAUCAUUGUUAAACAAGCAGCAACUAUAGGAAGUACAUCACUUCUUGUAGUGAUUUGUUCAAUGGUUGGUUUCUUUACUUUCAUCACCCCUUUGCUAUUGCACUUUAUCACCAAGAAGUAUGUUACAGAAAUGUGUUAUGAUCCAAAAACAUGUACAUAUAAGGCUACUACAAUAAAUUUCUUCCUUGCAGAAAAAGAGCUAGAAUUCACUUGUGAUGAUGUGAGUGUACCCGAAAUCCCUGGAAUGUUCACAACCUUUCAUGCAAAAGGCAAACCUUUGUUUGUGGAAGCGAGGCAUUUUAAUAAUCCACUUUACUAUGCAAAGCUCAUGGGUUAUGAUAAACCUAUGGAUUUCAAAUUGGGAGAAAUAGAAGAUUCUGAUAACAAUCAAAAGUAGUUAGUAGGCAAUUAAUUGUAACUGUUAUAUAGUAUUAAUAUAAAGAUUGUUCUAUUUGAAAC
Molecule: messenger RNA, 856 nt
Organism: Diatraea saccharalis (sugarcane borer)
Lineage: Eukaryota; Metazoa; Arthropoda; Insecta; Lepidoptera; Crambidae
Source: the annotation of a GenBank genome assembly